CGACGAGCAGGUGUGCGAGCAACGUCCGGCGAGGAAGGACGGUCGCAUUGCCGGACGCUGAUUGUGAGUAGAAGGGAUUUUCUUGUACAGCACGCGAAUCGUGCGUGCGUGCGCGUACGAGGGUCCCGAAUUGCAAUUUCCCGAGGAGAUGCUCGUCGUGUUGAUCGAUUGAUUGCUAUCGAGAGCGGUUGAGGGCCGAUUGGCAUUUGGGCUCGGUGCUGGUUUGUUGGUCUCGAUGGCGGCGUCGUCGGGUUCGAUCCCUUCACCUCCUGCUUCGAUGAGUAACAAUUCUCCGGAUGCGACACCUCCUUACAGGCCUCCUUCGUUCGAAGAGAUUCAAGCGCAAGAUAUGUUCAACAAUUGUGCUGUUCGCACUGCCCUCAGCGGCGUUAUGGGUGGUGGCAUGGGAAUUUUGAUGGGUGGACUUUUCGGAGCUUUGGAGGUUCCAUUGCAUACCGAGACAAUGACAACGAAACAGCAAAUUCUAUAUCAAGCUCGGGCGAUGGGCAGCAAGAGUAAGAGUAUGGCUAAAGCGUUUGCCGUUAUGGGAGCCAUAUUUUCCGGAGUGGAAUGUGUAGUUGAGAAGGAGAGAUUGCUGAGGAUUGUAUGAUGGAGCUGACCCAAAUUGCACCGUUGUGCUGGGCUGACAACUGCAGGCACGCGCGAAACAUGAUAUGACAAAUACUACAAUCGCUGGCUGCGUGACUGGUGGAAGUUUAUCUGCCAGAGCUGGACCUCAAGCGGCAUGCUUAGGAUGUGCAGGAUUUGCCGCCUUCUCAGUCGCCAUCGAGAAACUUUUGGACCAUUGAUUAGGUUAUACUGGAGCUAAGUUUUCUGAAAGAUGAGAGGUAUAAACAAAAUAAAUAGUAGGCGGGAAAUUCUGAUAUAUUUUCUGAGGUGGUAAAUCAACAUUCAGGAAGAUGAGAUUAUUUGCCCCAUAAUUGGGAAGCUGAGAUUUGAUCAGGUUAUGGUGGUGACCUUUUGUAUACGGGAGUUAAGCUGGCUGCACCUUACAUGGUGAUGUAGUUCGUGAUGUUGACAAAAUUCGACAAAUUACUUGUUAGGAUUAAGUUCAGGCAAGAUGAGGCACUUGUGCAGUUCAGAAAAUUGGCACUCUCUGUGCCAGGGAUGUUCCGUAGCAUUUUUGCAAUUUAAUCUGGAACUCAAGGCAAUUUUGACCUAGCAUGUUUUCCUCCCAGUCAGGAAGUGGUGAAAGUCAUCCUGGCCUCUCCAGAUUGUGGCAUGCUUCCAGUGGCCAGAUGUUCACAUACUGGCACAGCUGGAAGGCUUUAGGUGAUGUAUGAAAAUUGGAGAUUUCAGUUCUCCCUUCAGCAUAAAUUCUGAGCUUUUCCACUUUCUACCAGUGCCAGAUAAAUACCAUUCAAACUCCA
Marchantia polymorpha subsp. ruderalis is the source of this 1391-nucleotide messenger RNA. The record is from the annotation of a GenBank genome assembly. Lineage: Eukaryota; Viridiplantae; Streptophyta; Marchantiopsida; Marchantiales; Marchantiaceae.